Podospora bellae-mahoneyi is the source of this 3734-nucleotide messenger RNA. RefSeq lists its product as uncharacterized. The transcript has 5 exons. The record is from RefSeq and is a predicted model, not a curated record. The coding region runs from base 1664 to 3703 and encodes 679 amino acids. NCBI's taxonomy places the organism in Eukaryota, Fungi, Ascomycota, Sordariomycetes, Sordariales, Podosporaceae.
ACCGACACGGCUGUUCCCGUGCGAACUCUCCACUGUAACGCCUGCUCCUUUCGAAACCAAAUUCCGUGCUGCUCAUCUCAUCGGCGUUUACAGUCGUGCAACAGCUAGUAUAGCUAGCACGUACUUUGGUUUUUAUGCAUUUUUGGCCGAUGCUGCUUGGAAGGAGACUUUGUCAGUGGAUUGGAACGAUUAGAAGAUGUCCACCAUCAUAUGGCGGUCACAGUUGGACAUAUCACUCCAGUCUAAACCGAACCCGGUCACCAUUGUUUCCUUAUUUUUAGCACUCCUCUACAAGGUCAGAUUCGCCCUUUUUCCACCAAUAUUCAGUCUUGCAUUAGCGUUAUCUGAAUGAAGGAGGCUGGCCUGCAGAUUGUUUGAGCAUGGGCUGGGGGGAUGAUCGGGGAGGAUAUUGCUAUUAGCCUCAUUCAUGGUUUCAGGGAAUGAUGCUUAGGGAGUUUCUAUGAUUAGAUAUAGCGAAAUACACAGCGCGGUGGCGGCUUGUCCAUGAUGCGGACAUUGGCAUUGUGUGCCUUGCUGUAUGUGGUGCAAAAUGGAAGGAGGAUCACUGCACACCGCUAGGAAAGGCGGCCAUCAGGUGUGACCUGGCGAAAUGUCUCGCCCAAAAGUGGAGAAGGCAGUCAAAAGUCGAGUCUGAAGGUCGCCAACACCUACCCAAUACCAUGUGCCCAGCCUGACACUUAGACACGCACGAAUUGCUUUUCCGGCCCACGCCAGCCGCCUUCCGAGCCCAUGUCGCUGCUGCACGAAGGGGACGCCACCUUCGAACCCGUCGACGGUGCGUCGAGCCCCUCUGCCCUGCCAGUGGUCAGCCGGAAGCCCUAAUCAAUCCCGGCGGGGUUGAAGAUGACGCUGGCUGCAUGUUCAAGCAAUAGGAGGCGUCGAAGGCGUGUGUGGGCGAGUGGGUGGCCAUGAAAUUUGCAAUUAUUUUGUUGCAAAAAGUCUUGGGAGGGGGGCGGAUGUCUUCUCCAUACGAUUCUCGUUUCUCGGCCCCAGCCAGGUUUCCCCGCGUUUUAAUCCUGCGUGGUCGUAGCUCGCGGUGUGUGUCUUCCCUCAGGAGAUCUACCAUGGCAGGUUUCUCCGUCUGACAAAAAACUUUAUCGACUGUUGCCUUUUGUUUUACUCCAUACUGACAAGUUCCAAGAAUCUCUAAACCCCUAAACCCCGUUGAUGUCCGCGGAGUCCACCGCUCUAGACAUAAGCUGCCUAGCGACGUGCCCUAGACAGCCCCACUCCCAAGCACAAAACGCGCGAUCCGACGGCCUUUGGUCAGUGAUCCAAACAGCCACUCUCCGGAGAUGGCCCCGCCACCGACGACCUACCAACCCAUCCAGCCCGCUUCUGCCAAACGAGAGAGGGACGGAGUUUUCCCCGGCCCACGUUCAGGGCCGUCAUCGAUCUUCAGCGGGGGGAGCCGCCAGCAGACGAAACGCCUCAAGGCCGUCACCCAGGCCUGCCACACGUGUCGGCGUUUCAAAGCUAGAGUAAGCAACCUCCGUUAUCACCGGGUACGCUCCAGUGUGAUGGCGCGCGUCCGAGAUGCGGAGGAUGCGCUUCCAAGGACAAACCUUGCGGCUACGAGGGAGAGGAGGGCCAGUCCCUUCAGGCGGCUAAGCAAGCGCGCCUCGAAGCGCUUGAAAAGCUGAUGAGCGCGCUGCAGUACAAGUCCAGCGAGGAGGCCGAAGAGCUACUACAGCGCAUCCGUACCGGAGAUGAUCCCGCCGUCGUCCUCGGCGGUACCGAUAGCGGCGGCGAAUCUCAAAGCCCUCCGGCAGCCGUCGCUCCAAGCGUGACGGAAUCCGGCUCUCGGACAGGUUCCGUGGAUUCACGGGCGCCGACAUCUUCCUCCUCGACGUUGGUGGCUUUAUCCGUGUCAGCAAGGCUACACGACCCGGUGAACUUGUAUCUCGCUGCCCUCCCCAGUGCAAAAACAAUGUGGGCUGGUGUCCAGAGCUUCUACAGCUCUAGCGGCAAACUGUUUCAUGUCUUCACAGUCGAACAGGUCAAUCAGCAUCAUAGGGCAGUGUUCGGUUUGGACAACCGGCCCAAGCUUGACGAACGGGUCUCUAUUGGCUGCCUCGCCAUCGUCGCAGCCAUCGGUGUCCAAUACAACCCCAAUGAGUUCGAAAAAGGGACAGAUGAACUUCUCUAUUCUGCUGCUCGCCUGUUGUACACGGAUGUCCUCGAGUUUGGGCCCCUGCUGGCCAUCAAAGUCUGCACCUUGCUUGCCAUGUACAAUAUCAACAACAAGGGGACUGUUGCUCUGGCAUACAUCGAGACAGGACUUACCAUGUGCCACCGACAAAGCGACACUGCUGGAGUCUGCAACGCCGACCAGUUGACCGAGCAGGAAUGGGUCGAGUUCCGAAAAACUUGGAGGACUUUGAUGUUCUUCAACAGCUGGCUUGCCUCUACCCUUGGCUACAUCUCCGGCGCUGAUGACUCGGCUUUUGAAAAGGUGGUGCCACUUGCAGAGAACGAAGUCGACAUUUACACAAAGGAACUUGGAGAGAGGAUUCAAACCGAAAUGACCAAGAUAUCCUUACUCAAGGCAGGAAUCUUGAAGAAUCGUCUGGCUUACAAAGACAUCACCACCGGCGGUAUGGAUGGUAUCAUCAAGCAGCUUGAGGACUGGCACGGAAAGCUCCCAUCCGAUAUGCAACUGACAAACCUGGGAAACUUCAACGUCUCACCGCAUGCCCGUUGGUCCAUUUACCACAUUCAUCUACUCUACCUUGGUGCUUUCAUACUGGUCUAUCGCAGGCUAGCUGCCCAGACGAUCCGGUCUAUCAAGGCAGGGGAUGAGAGUCUCCUAGACACCAAUAAUUCCACUGUUAUCAAGCUGGUCAAAUUGGGUGUGGAGGCAGGUAGGGACUCCGCUCGGAUCCUUGGGCUCCUCUACGCUGAUAGAGGCAUCUUCAAGCGCUGCUGGCUGGUCAUCUUCCAAACCCACACAUCAUGUGUCGUUAUCCUGCACUCGGCCGCUCAGAAGAUGCUUCAUAAGCAUCCCGAGUCAUCGUGGACUGAGGACAUGAACAGGGCCCGAGGCUGCCUCGAUGUCCUUCGCUACUGCGGAACCAUUGAUCCCGUCGCCCUGCGCUUCCUUAUCAGAUUGUCUAGUAUUUACGAAAAGCUCCUGGAAUUCGGUGAAACAUGCCGAUCUAACAGACAACGGAUUGAGGACUGGGUUCCUCCGCCACCCGACCUUGUGGAGGACCCGGCAGCCACCCCGGAGCCGGAGGUGUCUAGCAAUACCUCUGAACACCCCAGCGCCCCGUCGGAAAAGUGGGAGUAUCUGCUCCGCAUCCCCAAGGACGCCGACCCUGAACUGGCCAAGCUAUCCGUCUCACUUCUCUAUGCGCUUUGCCGGCCCUGGGGAGACCCUAACGCGCGCGGUACCACCGAGCCCACCACCGUCACGCAGCCGUGCAAAUCCGAGAUGCUCGAGCGAGGUUUACCUUCGGAGAAACCCAAUUUCUUCUCUAGCGAUGUUGACUGGAGCCGCGAGGGGGCAUCGCCUCCCUUCCGAUGGGACACAAGAAGCAUGGGUAUUUGCGGCAUCAGCAACAAGGUCACGUCCAAGAUUGUUCCGCCCAAGAUGGGGCCAGAGGUGAUGUUUUUGGGAAGCGAGGAGCCGAACGGGUGGUCACCGGCACAUGAUGUGGAGAUUUAUGAGGAUGAAUGAGAGAGAAAGAAAGAGAGCAUUCACAGCGCGC